Triticum dicoccoides is the source of this 1473-nucleotide messenger RNA. RefSeq lists its product as uncharacterized. The coding region runs from base 1 to 1473 and encodes 490 amino acids. The record is from RefSeq and is a predicted model, not a curated record. The transcript has 2 exons. NCBI's taxonomy places the organism in Eukaryota, Viridiplantae, Streptophyta, Magnoliopsida, Poales, Poaceae.
AUGGCUCUUGCUCUCGCUCCCGCUCCCGCCCCCGCUCCACCCUCCCUGUCGGUCACCCCGCCGGCCCCCGGCGAUGCCCCGGCCACCAAAAACCCGCCGGGCACCCCUGCUUCUGAUCUAUCCCUUUCCACAAACCCCCUAGACGAGCUCAUAUCAUCUGUGGCUCCACCACCUUCGCCAUUCUUCGACCUACCCUAUGUCAAGGCCGGGCAAGUAGCACUCCACUGCUUCCUCGGCUGCGGCAAUGCCAUGGGCUUGGAGUUUGAAGAUGACUGCUCCUACUACCUCCGCCUCGCCAUCACCACACCGGCCCUUCACCUCGCCUCACCGCUAUACAUCGCCUUCGGCCACUCCAACCGACACCUCAACACCAUUGUUGUUGCUGCGCUGCUCCAGGCUGUCCUGGGUGGCUCUGCUGCUCACUUCUUCGUUGCACAAUGCUCUCCUCUGGUCUUCCGUUUCCACGUCGCGUCUGCGCGCGUGGCUGAGAUCAUCCUCGCUCAAACCACUCUCCACUUCUGCAAUUAUUCCUUCUCUUUUGCUAGGACUCUGCCCUCCUUCCCGUCUCCACCACACUCUGCCGCUACAUGCAUGACGCUUGCCCAGUUGCUCCAAAUCCCAGAUGACCUGGGUCUUCAGUUCGAAGCUGUGGCUUGGUCACAACUACGUUCCCAUGUUACCGCCCGUUCAUGCUAUCAGCCUCAUGGCUGCCGAAUGUACGCGUGUGUAAUCCAAUUUCCCUUCACUCUCAACGCCACGAUCAUGGCCCUUGUCCUCGCUCAUCUGUUUGGGGACUCCUACUUCCAUUUCGAGGUCACUGACGACGGAGACUCCUGCUUCUCCUUCACCGUUGCAUCGCCCGCAGUAGCCAAACUGAUCGCCUCCAUGGGUGACUACCGCAAGAGGAGAAUGCUGAUCCGCUUCCCCUGGCCUAUGCUCAUGAGUGGUGCCCGACACCUUCUUAGUGAUGAUGCCAUGCCCUUGUCGCUUGGUUCCACGUCUUCCUCUUUGUUGUCGGUCGUCUCUGCAUCACUGCCACCAGCGCCUUCAACUCUGGAUCUGCCUAAGCUCGAUCUAGCCGUUGCCCACUGCAGCCGCUUCCCACAAUCUUAUUUUUCCCUCUCCUUCUCCUCGCUGCCCACAUGCCCUGGGUCCAUACUUGGGCCUUACACUCAUCACCACCAGCCACCCCAUGCACUGAUACGACCGACCCUCGUGUCCACGGCAUCGCUGCAUGGCCGGUCUACCCUGCAUGCAUUGCGUCCCCACAACAUGCACAAUGAUAGGGCUGCUGCGUCCCCCGACAGAGCAAAUCCUACAAAAGAUCCGUACGUACCAAUUGAUGCCGCGCAUGCGGGCGAGCUGCGCACAGGAACCAAUACACCCCCAUUGGUCUCUCUGUUUGUGCCAAAAUUGGACACCCCACCUGACCCACGUGCGUCUAAUCCGGGUGCCAACGCGCCGCCCGGGUGA